AUUGUGUUGUUGUUGUUAUUGUUGUGUUGCUGUUUCCUCUUCACUCCUCAACACAAAACCAAACGAAAUCAAAUCAAACCAACAACAACACACUGCUUCUGUUUCUUUCUUCACUCCUCAACAAAAAAAAAAAAAAACAGUUACAACAACAACAACAACUAAUUAGUUUCUUCUUUACACCUUCACCAAUGUUCAUACAUUACUAACAAAAAAAACAAUGAGGGUUUUGGGUUUGUGUAUGUAACCUUCCCAAACCUAACACCGAAGCUAAAUCCAAAGCUAAAAAUGGGUGUGAGUGUAGGUAAGGCUUGGAGGUUAGGAGUAUUAUCAACAAACCUAGCUUUAUUAUCAAACAACAACAACAAGAAGAAACAACAACAACAUGUUUGUUCUCGAAAGAACAACAUGACGAUCUCGUGGUCUUUGGUUUGUGGUUUGAUGCUUUUUGUUUUGGGUUUAAUUUCGCUUCUUACUGGUCACAUGCUUUCUGAUCUUGAAUGGUAUUCUCAUCGAUUGGUUCAUCCUACUUUUUACUCUAGAUUGGAUGGGCAUUACCGUGCACCAAUUGAUAUAUGGAAAUCUAAAUUGUCUAAAUAUUACUAUGAAUGUAGUGACAGAGGCCGCGAUUAUGCUCCUGCUGUGCGUGAGCAGAUGUCGAAUGGCUACUUGCUUAUUGCAGCUAGUGGAGGUUUGAAUCAACAAAGAACUGGGAUAACAGAUGCUGUAGUUGUUGCACGAAUUCUUAAUGCUACGCUGGUUGUGCCUGAGUUGGAUCAUCAUUCUUUUUGGAAGGAUGACAGUGACUUUAUCAAUAUUUUCGAUGUUGAUUGGUUCAUUUCUUAUCUCGCAAAAGACGUCACUAUUGUCAAAAGAGUUCCUGAUAAGGUGAUGAGAUCAAUGGAAAAACCCCCAUAUACAAUGCGUGUCCCAAGGAAAUCAGAACCCGAUUAUUAUCUUGAUCAAGUUUUGCCAAUUCUUUUGAGACGACAGGUUGUACAAUUGACGAAGUUUGACUUUAGACUUGCGAAUCACCUUGAUGACGAGCUACAAAAACUACGAUGCCGUGUUAAUUUCCAUGCUUUGAGAUUCACAAAACCUAUUCAAGAACUUGGUCAAACAAUUGUUACGAGAAUGCAGAAGAUGGCUCACCGUUUCAUAGCAGUCCAUUUGAGAUUUGAACCAGAUAUGCUAGCCUUUUCAGGUUGUUAUUUUGGUGGGGGAGAGAAAGAAAGAAAUGAGCUUGGUGAAAUCAGAAAAAGGUGGACAACAUUACCAGAUUUGAGCCCAGAUGGAGAACGGAAGCGAGGGAAAUGUCCUCUUACUCCUCAUGAAGUGGGUUUAAUGUUGCGUGCACUUGGUUUUACGAAUGACACAUACCUCUAUGUUGCAUCGGGAGAAAUAUAUGGAGGGGACGAGACUAUGCAGCCUCUCAAAGAUCUUUUCCCUAACAUCUAUACAAAGGAGAUGCUUGCUGAUGAAGAGCUGAAACCAUUCCUUCCAUUCUCAUCCCGCCUAGCUGCUGUAGACUACAUUGUUUGUGAUGAAAGUGAUGUAUUUGUUACUAACAACAAUGGCAACAUGGCCAAGAUUCUAGCUGGUCGAAGGAGAUAUAUGGGUCACAAAAGAACAAUUAGACCAAAUGCAAAGAAGCUUAGCACACUUUUCGCGGGAAGGCAUCAGAUGGAUUGGCAUACCUUCGCCAGAAAGGUUAAGGCAUGCCAAAGAGGAUUCAUGGGAGAGCCAGAUGAGAUGAGACCUGGACGAGAUGACCAUCACGAAUUUCCCAGCUCUUGUGUUUGUGAGAGACCAUAUGUCGAUGAAAAACUCGGUACAAAGAUUGAUACCUGACUGGCAGACUGUAAAAGAUGAAUCAAUGUUCAAAGGAACUUGAAGGACCGGCACAUGGUAAAUUUAGCAACUUUGGACGAGGGAGGUUAUUUGUGGGGAAUUUUUUUUGCUAUGGAUCCACCUCGCCUGCUAGCUUGUUCGACAGCUGAACAUCAAUUGACAAAUGAAAUGCCACAGUGCCUCCAUUUUCACACUCCAAUUGUAAUUGUAAAUCAUCAGGAGGGUCUUAGGAUAAAUGGGUGGCUUAGUUUAGGUCCUAGAGACAUCAAUGCGUUGCCAAAUGUUAAUAGAUAAAUAUAAAUACAUAAGCUUUGUGUAAAUUACAUUCAAGUUUAUAGCUGUAGAACGUGAUAGUGUUCUAGAUAACCUCCAACAAAAAAAUUGAAUGACUUAUUUUGUUCUAUUUAAAAGAGCUUAUCAACAAAAUUCACACUCUUAA
Messenger RNA from Medicago truncatula (barrel medic), 2287 nucleotides. RefSeq names its product O-fucosyltransferase 29. The transcript is spliced from 9 exons. The record is from RefSeq and is a predicted model, not a curated record. Lineage: Eukaryota; Viridiplantae; Streptophyta; Magnoliopsida; Fabales; Fabaceae. The coding region runs from base 286 to 1848 and encodes 520 amino acids.